This is a messenger RNA of Oryzias latipes (Japanese medaka), 5303 nucleotides long. RefSeq names its product SLIT and NTRK like family member 1 (gene slitrk1). NCBI's taxonomy places the organism in Eukaryota, Metazoa, Chordata, Actinopteri, Beloniformes, Adrianichthyidae. The record is from RefSeq and is a predicted model, not a curated record. Gene Ontology annotation, cellular component: glutamatergic synapse; postsynaptic density membrane; GABA-ergic synapse. Gene Ontology annotation, biological process: positive regulation of synapse assembly; axonogenesis. Gene Ontology annotation, molecular function: protein binding.
AUAAUCUCAGAGUGUCACAGAUCCACGGGACGUGAGAAACGCGCUCCUCUUCCCACCCUUUCUUCGUGUUUAUGAGUCUUUUCUGUUCGGAUUCCACUUUUGUUCUCAGAAGAUGAUGUUCACGAAAUAACCGGCAGCGAAACGUCACGCACACAUGCGCACACAGACUGACGCAGCGCUUGUAGACUUUUCUUUUUUCUUUUCCUUCCAUUCCUCCUUCUGUCUGCGCGCGCGGCGGCGCAUCGCUCGUUCCGCUGCAUUCAACAGUUCUGAGGAGCGCAGACGCAAAGAGCGGCGAGCCCGCAAAAAGACACCGCUUCCUCUGAUACCAAGAGGAGGAGGAGCAGGGGCAGGAGGAGGAGGAGGAGGAGGGCAUCACGAUUAGUGUUUCUGCAGACCGGGACACUUUCACCGCGGAGCUUUGAACGAGCGCGCACCGUUUUCCAAACUUCUUCCCGCAAAAGAAAGAAAUCCUUGGAUUUGUUCCCCCUUUUUCAUUUUUUAAUUGGAGGUUUUUAUCAGCAGGGGUGUGUAAGACGAUAGUGUGGUUCUGGACGCCCACCCCAUCCCCACCACCACCACCAAACGCAAAAAAGAAAAAAAAAUAAGGAGAGGAAGAGAGAGGCGCACGCGUAGAGGAAAAGAGGAGGAUGUGAGAGGGGGGGAUGCGGGUGCUUGGCAGCAGAGGAAUCGCCCGUGAAGCCCCGGCGCGGGGUGUGAAUUCAGCACCAGGGGAGAGCGGACAGCUCCCGACGCAGCGUCAGCACAAGAAAAGCCGCAGAUUUGCGGCGCUUUUUCUUCUUCCUCCACGUCAAGGUCAGCCCCGACCCGAGAGACAAGAGAAAAGAAGAAGAUGAAGGCGCCAAGGCUGCCUCCUCUUCCUCGCGUCAAUGCGCAGGGGCUCUGAUUCCUCUCCCGGACCCGAGCGCAGCUUAGACGCAGCAUGGAUGUGGGGAAAAAGCCAGCCCCGUCUCCCCCUUAAAUGCCCGUUUCUGCCCCCCUCUCCCCCCUCCUCUUCCUCCUCCUCUUCCUCACCGAUGCAUACUCUUUCCACAUCAGCCGGGGAUGAAGCGCUGAGCGUCAAAAAAUGCUGCUUUGGAUCGUGCUGCUGAAUGCGGCUCUCUGCGUUGCUGGCGGGAACGUUACGAGGGACGUGUGCAAGGAGCAGGUCUGCUCCUGCAGGGAGGUGGAGGGGGACCUGCACAUAGACUGCGAGAAGAGGAGCUUCGCCAGCCUGCAGCACCUGACCGGCCCCAGCUCGCACUUCUAUCACCUGCUGCUGCAGGGAAACUCUCUGUCCAGGCUGUUCCCCAACGAGUUCGCCAACUUCUACAACGCCGUCAGCCUCCACCUGGAGAGCAACGGCCUGCACGACAUCGUCCCGGGGGCGUUCCUGGGGCUGCAGCUGGUGAAGAGGUUGCACAUCAACAACAACAAGAUCCGCUCCUUCAGGAAGAGCACCUUCCUGGGUUUGGACGACCUGGAGUAUCUGCAGGCGGACUUCAACCUGCUGAGGGACAUCGACCCCGCCGUGUUCAGGGACCUAAACAAACUUGAAGUGUUGAUACUCAACGAUAACCUCAUCAGCGCGCUACCUACAAACGUUUUCCUGCACGUGCCCAUCACGCAUCUCGACCUGCGGGGGAACCGGAUCAAAACGUUGCCUUAUGAGGGGAUUCUGGAGCAGAUCCCCGGGAUCGUGGAGGUCCUGUUGGAGGACAACCCGUGGGACUGCAGCUGCGAGCUGCUCUCCCUGAAGGAAUGGCUGGAGAACAUUCCGCGCGACGCGCUGAUCGGGAGGGUCAUCUGCGAGGCGCCCACGCGCCUGCAGGGCAGCGACCUGAACGAGACGUCGGAGGCCGACCUGUGCCCCUCACAGAGCGGAAUCGACACCAGCCUCGUAGCUCCUCCCACUCAAGAGGAGACUUCGCAAUCCGAGGGAGCGCAACCCACGCCUUACAAGCCUAGCAGGGACGCCAGCGGGCCUCCCACGCCCGGGGGGCACGGACCCAGGAGCCGCUCCAAAUCUCGUGAGAACUGGCAGCUGAAGACCAAACCCACCGCGGCAGCAGGUGAGAGCAGAGAGCAGCUGCACAACGCCACCUGCCCGCAGCCGUGCAGCUGCAGGUCCGUGGGCACGCGCAGGGGGCUGGGGGUCAACUGCGAGGGCAAGAAGCUGGAGAGCCUGUCCAACCUGAAGCCCAAACCCGUGAGCGCGCACGAACUGAACAUGAGAGACAACAACAUCCACGCGGUGAAGAGGAAUCAGCUGCUCGGCUUCUCCAGCCUGCACCUGCUCGACCUGGGCGGGAACAACAUCAAAGGGAUCGACAACGGAACCUUUCAGAACCAGAGCGAGCUGCGCUGGCUCUACUUGGAUAAGAACUACCUGGACGCACUGUUGGCGGAGAUGUUCGUGGGCCUCGGGAAUCUGGAAUACCUGAGUUUGGAAUACAACAACAUCCAGUUGAUCGCAGCGGGGGCCUUCAGCCCCAUGCCGAACCUGGGGGUUCUGCUGCUCAACAACAACCUGCUCAAGUCUUUGCCCGUCAACGCCUUUCUGGGGAUUUCUUUAUCCAAGAUCAGCCUGCACAAUAACUACUUCCCGCACCUCCCCGUGGCCGGCGUGCUGGACCAGCUCAGCUCCAUCGUGCAGGUGGACCUGCACGGGAACCCGUGGGAUUGCUCGUGCACCAUCGUGCCCUUCAAGCAGUGGACGGAGAAGCUGGGCCCGGACGCCAUCGUGAGCGACCUGAAGUGCGAGUCCCCGGAGCGCUUCUGGAAGCGGGACUUCCGCUACGUCCGGAACGACCUGCUGUGCCCCAACCGGACCCCGCCGACCCCGCUGUCCAAGACCUUCACGCAGGAGUCGGGGACGCGCUCGAACUCCUAUCUGGAGCCCAACCGGGUGUCCAUCUCGGUGCUCGUGCCCGGGCUGCUGCUGGUGUUCGUCACGUCCGCGUUCACGGUGGUGGGCAUGCUCGUGUUCAUCUUGCGCAACCGCAAGAGGUCGAAGCGGCGCGAGGGCAACUCGUCCGCGUCCGAGAUCAACUCCCUGCAGACGGUGUGCGACUCUUCCUACUGGCACAGUGGGCCCUACCACGCGGACGGGAGCGCGCACAGGGGCUUCGACUGCAGCGCGCACCUCUCCACCACAAACGACGCCUAAACCCUCUUCCCCCCGCUCCCCCCACUUUAAAACUGGAUUACAAACACUGCAGGAUUUUCUAGGGUUCGAACACAAACUUGUUUAGUUUGUGUGAGUCCGCUGCCGCACAGGCCCUGUAAAGAUAUGUAUAUUUCCCCCCACCCCCUCUCCCUUCUACACCUUUCCUCUCCUUUGGCUACCCCUUCUCCCUCCUCCUUCUCCUCCUCCCAUUUUGCCGCAGUCGGACAGAGAUCAGACAGAUGACGGGGAGAGGGGCGCGUGCGUGUGUGAGAAGGAGGGCACUGUGCACGAGCGCAUGAAUGUACAUGUAAAUAUUGGGACUGAUGUAUCAUAAAAAUGCAUGAAGAUCUUUCGCAUGGUCUCACAAAUACGGCCAUCAAACCGGGCAGAGAAGGCGACCCUCCCCCCCCCAAAUACCCCCCUUUUCAUCAUAUAUCAUAACUAUAUAUAGAUACUAAGAAUUAUACAUAUGACUAUUACAAAAAGUGCCAUUUCUCUAUUUUUGGGGUGAAACUCGCAGUCAGGAUUUGUGUCUGUUUUCAAAGAAACAUGUCCAGCAUGUUUGUUUAUUUUCUUUGGUUUUUAUUUGCUUUUUUCAUUUAGUAUUUGGGGAGGGGUUAUUUAAACACGAGAUGGCGUCACCCUUUCCUUCAUGAAUGUAAAAACAACAACAAACGGUUCUGUUUUUAUUUCUAGUUUGUGCCAAUUUAUUCAGUAACACAACGCAGUCGAUCGUGACACAGUGACGUCACUCAGACGCUGCAAAAACUAAUGUAGCUACAAUAUAAAUAAAUAUUAAGAAAUACUCAUCGAUAAUAAUUAUUAAAAAAUAAUAAUAGUUCAGUGGUUUUGUCUUUUUGAACAUAGCCUGCUUUGUUUUUCCUGGGAGGGAGGGUGGAAAUGAGAAAUAAUAAUAAUAAUUUGAUGGGGUGGGGGGUUAUUGGGGGGGUUUGUACCAUCAUAUUUUUUCAACGACUGAAAACUUUUCGGAUAAUCGAGCUAGAAUUCGAUCGAUAGACUUCUAUAGAGUAGAGAGCUUUUUUUAACGUCAAAAUAAAUUCCACGUGAAAAUAUAUCUAUAUAGUAUGAUUAAAAAAAAACAAGAAAAAUAAGCUUCAGGCUAUGAUUCACUUUCAUCAUAUUGUGAGCUUUUGUAAAGCCAUCUAAGCAAAGAGGACUGAAACUCACUGUCUUUCUGGGAGGUGUGCUGGAGGGCUGUGGGGGGGGUUCUGGGUGGGUGGGGGGGGGUGCUCAGCAUGCACCUGUACAGCACAUUUACAGUCAAUGCAGAUGCCUUUCUGAACUUUUGGAGCCUCCUGUUCAAGUUUGAUUCUCUUGUUUGUUUGUUUUAAUGCUUUGUGACUGAUCACCUGUUGUGCAGGCUCAGCUGCACAGAAGAAGGGAGGGAGGGGGCAGGGAGUAUGUAAACAAACAUCAGAAGGUUUUUUUUUUAUUUUUAUUUCAAUUUCUGUCAUGGUUAGGAUUUAUGACGUCAGUGCUGCUGUCCUGUUAAUAUUUGUGUACUUUAUGAAAAAAAAAAAUCGAUUUUUUUAAGCUUAUUCUGAGAGAAAUCAUAAUUACCCCCCCCCCUUUAUUUUUUUCCCUUAUAUCUCUGCCACAAAAAAAAUUGAAUUAAGAAAAUAACUGCGAUUUCUGCAGUUUUAGUGCUGUCCAUGGUGCUGAAUCACUGCCCUUUGUCCCCCAUUCUCUUUUUUCCCUUCCCAUUCCAAGCAAAUGGAAAGAGCAGCUGGGCCGGCCAUUUGCAUGCCCCCCCGCCCCGAUUCCAUCUCUCAAAACAUGUGACCUACACUGCAGCUUCUGCCGACUAACAUCAUAGCCCUUUUCCGUUUUCCUUCAUUUUUUUUUUUUUUAUGUUCACAGAAGGGUUUGCCCCCCCCUCCCAAUAUCGACCUACUCCUCUCCCAGUUGGUCACACUGGGGGGGGGGCGAGCUACUGUAAACUAUGAGUCUAUUCCGUGGAGUAUAACUGUGCCACAGCCCACUGAUGGUUCUUUUUGUUUUCUCAGAAACGCUGUGUUCAAAGUUACAUUUCUAUGCUUUGCGAUAUUUGACCCUGCUUCUAUUUUGUUAAAUAAAGUGUGGUUGAGGUUGAGUAAAAAAAAAAAAAACUUGU